Messenger RNA from Xenopus laevis (African clawed frog), 2586 nucleotides. RefSeq names its product zinc finger E-box-binding homeobox 1-like. Lineage: Eukaryota; Metazoa; Chordata; Amphibia; Anura; Pipidae. The transcript has 7 exons. The record is from RefSeq and is a predicted model, not a curated record. The coding region runs from base 80 to 2095 and encodes 671 amino acids.
GAAAGCUACAUUUAAUUCUUUCCACUGCUCCAAAAAGCACAAAUUGAAUGCCGGUGUCCCCUUUGCAACAUGCACUAUCAUGGCUGAGGAUUUCAAAGAGAAACGCAGAAAGCAAACACAACCAAAGAGGAAUAACGGUGAUGAUGACAAUGAUGACCAAUGUCUAAUGGGAAUGGAGAACAUAAAUAACUCAGAUAUGGAGGGAGGAGAAGUUAUUGGUGGCAGGUGCCUGUCCUUGACACUAUCAACAGCUCAACAAGGAAUUACCGUCAGGGCUAAUAAAUCUGAUGAAUCUUCAGACAGAAUGGCUGUGAAUCCAUGUAAAGUUUGUGAGAGUAAUUGCGAGGGUUGCUCAUCUUGCAGCAUCCAUCACCAUAUACAGACUGACCUCCCAUUCUCCCUUUGCCCUUCUGCUGAACUAAAUGAAGACAUCCUUCAGACGCCUACCAAGAACGAUGUAGACCUGAGAAAAUUUAAAUGUGUCGAAUGUGGAAAGGCUUUUAAGUUUAAACAUCAUUUAAAAGAGCACGUUCGAAUACAUAGUGGUGAGAAGCCAUAUCAGUGUUCAAGAUGCAAACGAAGAUUCUCACAUUCUGGAUCUUACAGUUCUCACCUUAACAACAGAAAAUGCUUUUCUAGUGACCAGACAACUGCUACAAUGCCUCCUAUUCUACCUUGCAUGUCAGAAGAAAGAACUGCCAGAUGUAAAAAACAAAAUGAAGAGGGAAAGCACUGCCACCCAGUCAACCCGAACCAUGGAAACUGGUUAAUUUAUGAUCCAGUUGUUAGACCUCUUGCAAAGAUGCCAGUAACAUGGCUAGAUUAUGACUUAAAUCGUUUCUGUGGAUCAGUUGAUAGGUUGUCGGUUGAUAUGAGAAUGACACCAAUGAGGACACAUUUGGAACAGGCUACUGAAAACUGGUAUAUUGGCAAUGCAUGUUGGAGCAAUUUACAACAAAUACCAGCCAGGGAUUAUGGUUGGUCAGGAGUUGACGUGGGACAGUUUGGUGUUCAUUUUCCUCUGGCUUUGCCCAAACCAUCACUAAUAACCAGUAACCCCCCACAUGAUCAAUAUUGUCCAAAUUCAUUUUUCCUUAGUCAACGCAAUCAAGCGUUGGCUAAUUUAUGUCGUACAGAAUUUAAAUGUGACCAUUUCAUUCAAACAGCCAAUAGUUCUCCUACCGGCAAUCAGACAGCUGAUGAAAGAUUCCAUAAAACCGAGUCAGAAAAUUCCAAAAGUUCUAAAGACCAAAACGACCCAAACGUCCGUGAGUGUCAAACAACCUCAACCUCCGAGAUUGAACUUGACUCUUCAGACUGUUGCCAACCAGAGUUUCAUGACUCUGCAAUUCAUAUCCUCCCAUCUCUCAGGAAUAUUAUCCCCAUGCCUUCUAACAUUAUCCAUAAAGAACCACAAAUGGAACCACUGGAUUUAUCUUUGCCAAAGUCAAACAGGACUCUGCCCAUAAAUAAUGAUUUUAAAAGGAGCAAUUACAGUAACCCAUCUUCUUUUUCUGUGCUGGAAUAUGAUGAGCCACUAACUACACCCUUUAAUCUUCCUUACCUUCCAACCAGUGUGUUACACAAUUUCAUGGGCAACAACCCUGCUUUUCAGACCAACCAUCCUUUUAAAGGGCUACAACUUUACCCAUUCAUAAACAACCUUGAAGGAUAUAAGGCAUUUUUUAAACCACUUUCUGUUGGGGUCCAAGGCCCUAUGGAAAACAUUUUUAAAGAAGUCACUGGAAAUGGUCAGAAGGGAUCCAUAAGGAACAAGCUUCAGAAGGCAGAAAAUGGACUAUAUGCUUGUGAUCAAUGUCAUAAGAUGUUCCAGAAAGGCAGUUCCCUCUUACGUCAUAAAUAUGAACAUACAGGUAGCAGGCCUUAUAAAUGUGAAAUCUGCAGGAAGGCAUUUAAGCACAAACACCACCUUAUUGAACACGUCCGUCUGCAUUCUGGAGAGAAGCCCUACCAUUGUGAAAAAUGCGGAAAAAGGUUCUCCCACUCCGGAUCCUUCUCUCAGCAUAUGAACCAACGGUACUCCUAUUGUCGUAAGCACGGAACAGAUAAAGAUCAGGAGAUUGGUGAUCAGUGAGGCUGGCACAAUUAAUUUUAGGGAUACAUUGGCCAGCGAAACAUUUGUACAAUGAGACAGAGAGAACAAGGUCCCGAUAAUGAACAAAGUCUCUGGUUCCUCAUAUAUAUACCCAAGUAUUAUUAACAGUGAUGAGUGAAUCUGUCCCAGGGCCCCAAUUUUGCAAAACACAUUGAAGUCAAUGUAUUGGUACUGUAUAUUUUCACAGCAACUUGUUUUUGCAUAAAAUACAUUGGAGUAAAUGGGCUUUUAAUUGGGCAAAAUUUUUCAGCCCAAAAUACACUGAAGUCAGUGGCUGUUCUUCACUUUGACUUUUAUCUGCACAAUAUACAUUAAAGUAAUGGACUUUUUUUUAAGCAACUUUUGCUGUGCAAAUUACAUUGGGGUCAAUAAGGCAUUUUGUUACCAUUUUUCAGCACAUACUCUGCCCUGUGCUCCCUGUGUGUGCCAUAAUCUACCUGCUCUUCUCUAUGCUCCCUGUGUGUGCCAUA